AUGGAAACUACUAAAGAAAAACCAGUAUUUGAACACCAAGGUUACUUGUAUAUUUUUAAUAAAGAAUCUUCCAACAAGAUAAUACGGUGCUGUCAUAAUUAUCGUCAUGGUCAAUGCCGCGGCCGACUUCAUACGAUGAACGAUCAGGUUAUACAAACACAAGGUGACCACAACCAUCAGUCAAUUCAUUCGGCUCGAGCAUUAAUCGAAGUACGUAUAAAAAUGAAUAACGCAGCUAAACAAACUACUAAUACAACACAUGAUAUUGUAGCUGAUAGUAUAUUCAAAUUAUCUGAUCAUGCUGUCGCAUCAUUACCAAAUUUGCAAAAUCUUAAUAGAACUGUUCAACAGAUUUGUCAAAAGCAUCAAAACUCAUUACCAUUACCAGCAAAUCGCAAUUCACUUGUUAUUGAUCCACUAUUUACAGAAACAAAUCGUAAUCGUACAUUUUUACAAUUCGAUUCUGGACCAAUUGAUCAACGUUUAUUAAUCUUUUCUGCCAAGAAAAAAUUUAAAAUAUUAGAGAAUACAAAUUAUAUCUAUUUAGAUGGGACAUUUAGUGUGAUUCCUGAAUUAUAUUUUCAAUUCUACAGUAUACAUGUCGCAUAUUUAGAUCAUAUCCUGCCAGCAGCUUAUGUUGUUUUGUCUGGCAAAAGACAACGUUUAUACAAAACUAUGUUACAAGAAAUUAUAAAUUUGGUACCGAAUUUCGAUCCACUGAAUGUAAUGGUUGACUUUGAAAAUACUGCACAUCAAAUUCGAUCUUUACCUGCUUUAGCAUUUUUACCAACUAAUGAUGUUAUUCCAACAUUUGAUGAAAUAAAAGCUCAAUUUCCAAUAGAAGACGAAUCUGUAUUAAAGUACUUCGAAGAAAAUUAUAUUGGUGUUAAAACUCCGUCAUCAAGACCAAGAUAA
Rotaria sp. Silwood1 is the source of this 915-nucleotide messenger RNA. The record is from the annotation of a GenBank genome assembly. Lineage: Eukaryota; Metazoa; Rotifera; Eurotatoria; Philodinida; Philodinidae.